CCGCUGCAGCCGCGCGCCCCGCGCCGCGCCCGGCCGGGAGCCGCCUGUUGAUCGCCGCGCUCGCCCCGGCCGCGGCGCCGCCCCAGCUCUGCCCGCCGCGCUCCCGCCGGGCUGACGGACGCACGCCCAGUACCGCCGGCUCCGGGAUGGGCGCACGGACUGUGUUCUGAGGUCUCAGGGAGCUGGCCCGCUGACACGUGCACGGCCCAUGAGAAGGGCGUCCGGAAGCCAUGGCCCUGCCCUUUCAGAAAGAGCUGGAGAAAUACAAGAACAUCGAUGAAGAUGAGCUGCUUGGCAAACUCUCAGAGGAGGAGCUGAAACAGUUGGAAAAUGUUCUCGAUGACCUAGAUCCCGAGAGUGCCAUGCUGCCGGCCGGAUUGCGCCAGAAAGACCAGACGCAGAAGGCAGCCACCGGCCCGUUUGACCGCGAGCACCUACUCACCUACCUGGAGAAGGAGGCCUUGCAGCAGAAGGACAGGGAGGACUUUGUGCCCUUCACAGGAGAGAAAAAAGGGAGAGUCUUCAUCCCUAAAGAAAAGCCCAUAGAAACUCGGAAAGAAGAAAAGGUGACCCUUGACCCGGAACUGGAAGAAGCUUUGGCCAGCGCCUCUGACACUGAACUCUAUGAUCUUGCAGCCGUCCUUGGAGUACACAAUCUGCUCAACAAUCCAAAGUUUGAUGAAGAAACAGCCAACAGUAAAGGUGGCAAAGGACCUGUGAGAAAUGUGGUCAAAGGUGAAAAGGUGAAGCCUGUGUUCGAGGAGCCGCCCAACCCCACCAACGUGGAAGUGAGUCUGCAGCAGCUGAAAGCCAAUGACCCCAGCCUACAAGAAGUCAACCUCAACAACAUCAAGAACAUUCCAAUCCCAACCCUGAAGGACUUUGCGAAGGCGCUGGAGACCAACACUCACGUGAAGAAGUUCAGCCUGGCCGCGACCCGCAGCAACGACCCUGUGGCCAUUGCGUUUGCAGAUAUGCUGAAAGUAAACAAGACCUUGAAAAGUCUGAACAUAGAGUCUAAUUUUAUCACUGGAGCUGGAAUCCUGGCCCUGGUGGAGGCACUGAGGGAAAACGACACUUUGACAGAGAUCAAGAUCGACAACCAGAGGCAGCAGCUGGGAACUGCUGUAGAGAUGGAGAUUGCCCAGAUGCUGGAGGAGAAUUCCAGGAUCCUCAAGUUUGGAUACCAGUUUACCAAGCAAGGGCCACGGACAAGGGUGGCAGCUGCCAUCACCAAGAAUAACGACUUGGUUCGUAAGAAGAGAGUUGAAGGAGAGCGAAGAUAAACUUCUGCAAGAAGAGGUGUGGUUUCACCAAGGCAGGCAUUUAAAAACAAACGAAAGCCGUCUCCACGCCCACCAGGACCUUGCUAUCACAGGUCAUUUGUUUCUGCUACCACACAACUAAUCUAAUUAUUAUUAUUUUUAGCAUUACUUAUUUAUCUUGGAUUUUUUUUAAAUAUAUACAAUUGUUUUGUUUGCUCGUGGGCACCUCUGGCAACUCGUACUUGUGGACUGAUCCAGAUCUGAGAGGGUGACAGUGAUGGAAAAUGAUUUUAACCACUUUCGUUGAAAAGGUUUCCUGCUUUCUUACGUGAACUUUUUUUACAAUCACUGAAAGGAAUUUCGUGUAUAAUAUGUGUUUGUAGCUGUGAUUGCGAUAGAGGCCUAUCUCUGUUUACAUGCACACCUUAGAGUUAGGCUGAAUACAUCAGAAGUGUUCUGCUGAUCACAUGAGAAGUUAGUAUUGCCAAUUUUUGGGUGAGAAAAAUGUGACGAGUUGAGCACAAAUUUUCCUUCAGUUCCAGAAAAAUCACCAAAUGUACACGCCCCACUGAUUGAUCAGUGGCAUCAUCUUUGUGCAGCAAGACAGUGUUCUGACACUUUACAAAUAUGUGUAAAAUAUUUGUCACCACACAAGUAUAGCUUCAAGCCAGACUCACCCAUAGCAAAAUGAAUGAGCACACCCGUGUUUACUGGCUGUUCAGCAUAAAUUGGAUCUUCUGUAUAUGAUAGGAAAUUUUUAAAUUUUAGUAAGAGGGAAGAUUUUAAAGUAGUACAUUCCUAAACAGUAAUAAUUGCACCUUUAUCAAGGUUGUUUGAUACACCUAAUUGCAUUAACUUGGCAAACUUUAGAAGUGUUUAUUACCUUGUAGUGUCACAAGGUCACAGGAUGAAAUGUGAACAUUCAGGUUAAUUGACGUUUCUGUCCACCUGACAUGAUCCAUCCAGACAUUUGCAAAUGUCUGGGAAAAAGUGUGGAUUAUCACUUACUCAGAUGUUUGUCAUCUCAAGGACAAAGCCUGGGAAAGUACAACUGAGAUGAUUAGAUUAUGUGUAAGCCCUAAAAAAGUUUUUUUAAGAGGCUGAGUCUAGAGUUCCCAUCCACUGGUUCACUCCCCGGAUACCUGCAGCAGUUGUGGCUGGGCUGGGGUUGGAGCCUGGAUGCAGGAACACAAUCUGGGUCUCCCACAUGAGUUACAGGAACCCAGAUACUUGAGCUCUCACUGCUGCCUCCUAGGGUCUGCGCGGACAGGAACUUGGAGUCAGGAUCUGAGGCUGAGAAUCAAACACAGGUGUUCUGAUGUGGGAUGUGGCUAUCUUAACCACUAGACUAAAUAUAUUUGUAUCCACUCCCCCAUGAAUCCUUUAAUGUGGUGGUGCAACAGUGCAAUGGUAAAUUAAGAACACGGAUGAUUGCAGCCUUUGGCUCGAGCUCACCUGUCUUUGAUAACUCAGUGCUGAGUAUGUCAUUGAUGUCACUCUGACACUAUCUGUGUCAUCCUUUCCUCCCUACCUCCCUUCUCCCCUCGCUUCCUCCCAACUCAUUCUCUCUUCUCUUUUUUGCUGUAAUUUUGAACCUUGUAAAGGUGGUAUUCUUUGUGUUAGUGACAUUUGGAGCUAAAGAGUUUGCUGGCCCAGAGUAGGGAGGACCAAUGCAGAACUGGUUGAGUAACUGAGUGUUCCUGAUUGAUUGGUAACAGUAAAAUAAGCUAAUGGGAAAAUCAUUGAUAUAUUAUUCUUUUUAGCUUAUAAAGCAUCUGGAGUAUAUCUAGAAUAGCCCUUAUAAAACUGGACAUUUACCUUUAGUAAAAGUGCCCACAUCUCUGUCUGAAGUUCUUUGACACAUUUUAUUUUCUUGAAAAUUUUUUGUUUUCAUUCUUGAGAGCAUGGUAAGCAGAACUUUCUGACACUUUUGGAACCUUAAAAAAUUUUUAUACUCAGUCUGCCACUACAUCGUCCUAUCCAUCUAAAGGGCAUGGUAAAUACAGUUUUCAGCCUGUUUCCUUCCCUCACCCAUUUAGGUGUGGUGCAUUAUUGCUGACUCAUACAGGUUUUGCCAGUUGUUACAUUUUCAAGAAUUUUGCAAACUGGUUGUGCAACACAGCCUAAAAAUUAAAUGAUAUGCACUUACAAUUAAAUAAUUAAGGGCACAAGUAAUAAAUACUCAAAAAUACUACAUAGUGCUAUUUUUGUACUCUAGAUUAUUUGCAGCUAUUGUAGCCAUGAGGUGGAAAUGCUUCCCAUGGUCUGCCCUGUGCAUCACUUCCAGCUCCAUGUUCACCAACUUCUUGUCUGUAGCUUGAAAUUGACCGUGGUGGGAGUACUGACACCAGAGAUUAGCAGUAUAAAUGCUAUGAAACUUACAAAUUGGGGCUUUUCUUUCCCUCCAGAUUGCUGCUUGAUAAACAAACAUGAACACACCACUAGGUGAAAUGUGUACUCUCCUUCUUUUUGUAUACAUGCAUGUUGGUGACCACUGCCAAAGGGAAAACCAUUUCUCUUAGGUGUCUGUUCUGUCUUUUUGGACUUGUUACAGAUCUAUUUAAGUUUUGAGUCUCUACCAUGCCUCUCUGAGCCCUUUUCCUUUUCUUUCUACUCACUGUCUUUCUUGCCGUCACCCCUAAGGAACCCUGAACCCUACAGAGUAUUCCCUGCAGCCCACCAUGCGGUGGGUCAGGGGCUAGAGCUGUUGUUGGCAACCCCUGGCAGAAAGCAAGGGAAAAAAACAAAAUUCAGUCCUGGCUAUUUCUUCUGUGCAUGCAGUUGUUGAGAGUAUUAAAGCAAGAUUAUGGGACACUAUUAAAAACAUAGCACUUUUUUUUAAACUGUAAAAUAGUUGGGACACAUAUAAGAGUCUAUGAAAUCAAAUAUUUAUUACUGAGGGGAUUAUCUUAUUAUGUCUGUGUUUUUAAAGUAGCUUGAGUGGUAACAUUUCCGUGAGUGUUCACAUAUUGAAGGUAACUUAUGAGACAAUGGUGGAACUGGGAGGAGCCUAUCUGUCCUUCAAUUGGGUGAGGCGUUCAGCUCCACAUUGGCCCAAUGUGUGUUAGGGGAAACUUUCCUGACUAUGGGUUAGUCUGUUCGUCCCUUACUGCCCAUCAUAUUAUAUGUACAUGUUUUGCCAGAUACUAUGUCAAAGUAUUUGGCUUUAUGCAGCCAAGAUAUUGAAGGGAGAUCAUCUCACCCAAGGCCUACUUCUCUUCCCCUUUCAGAGUUGUGCAGGUCCACUUGGAGUGUAAAAUCACUCACAUGGACUUGUGAGCACAUAGAAGCAGGCUUUUAGGAGUUAAAUGUUAGAAGUCUAGAAAUCAUGAUUAGCCCAGCACCACAUCUCCCCAUCUGCUUAAAGUGUGCAGAAGAAGCUCUUUCAUCCUUAGCACAAUUAAGUCCCUACCUUCCAUCUUUGGAGGGCAUGAUGUAAAUACACGUGUGGUUGUGUGUGUGUGUGUGUGUGUGUGGUCAGAUAUCCAUGCAGGUAUUUGGCUGCAUCUGGACAACUGAAUGAAGGGAGAUGAGCUCUCCCACCCCCGCUCCCCUUGCCCUUUGUAGAGUUGCUGCAGGCCCAGGCAGUCUGAGAUUACUUCCUGGAGUUUGCAGUGUAUGUCACCAACCAUCACAUGUCGCCACUGUGUGGAGGAUGACUCUAAGGACGUAAAUAUUAGAAGUCUAGAAAUCAUUCCAUUGUUCCAGCACUUAAGUCUUCGCAUCUACCUAAGUAUGUAACUCUACGUACUAAGUAUGUAACAUUCCAUCCUCAGUAACAUGACUUAGCCCUUCCCUUCCAUCUCUGUAGGGUGCAUCGCAUGUAAAUACGUUGUACAUAAAAGUCACCAAAUACUGGCAUGCCGUAUUUGGCUACAUCUGGACCACUGAUUGAAGGGAGACACUCUCUCCCAGGCCCACUUCCUUUGCCAUUCUUAGAGCUGCUGCGGGUCCCAGCUAGAAUCAAGACCCCGAGGGGCACAUGUCACUCACCCAUCUUAGAACACACCAUCCAUUUUAUAAUACCAUAUAAACGCUCAGAAAUCAUCCCACUGCCUGUGCUUCCCUAAGGGAAGACUGGCCCACCAGCCCGCGAGAACAGCUGCUUCUCUUCCUGGCAGAAACAUGGCCCUUGCAGGGCCCCAGCGUAGGGAAACCAGUGUGUUCCGAAUAACUGCCAUGAGAGCGUUUCUGGCGCUCUGACUUAACCCAGUGUUACACCUUGGCCCGGUUUCAGUUUGAGACAGCCCUUGGGGACAGACAAAAGUCUUUGCAGCUAUUUCCCUUUUCAUAUGUGUGGCAUACUCAGCCCUCUCCUAAGUAGGCACUGUGAGGGAGCUAGUGGAACAUAAGAACUCUGGAUGGAUCUGAUUGUCCACGUGCUUUAGGGUCUUGUUGGGUAGGCUGAAUGCUCAUUUGCAGAGCAGAUACCAUCUUGGGCUCAAGGCUUUAGAGCAUCAGCAACACGGGUGAGGGCCAGGAGGGUGUGAGCGCUGGAUUCUGAGGUCUGUUCCCUGCACUCAGUAGAUCUGUUUCUGGAGUCAGAUCUUAAGUCUUGAUCCUGAAGUUUCUUUCCUCUCUUCCAGCUGUAACAGCUGUUUCUAUUCUAACGAGCAGAGAACUAAGGAAAUAUCCCCACUCGGAGUUGCACUAGUAAUUCCGCUUUUACCUCCUCCUCAAACAUCCCCACUACUCACCCCAUCCUCAAAGCCCAAGGAUGGAGAGACACACAAGGAAAGGGGUGGGAGCAUCUGGAAGCAUCAGGCUGAGCCUACUGGGAGGAAAUCACAUGAUCAGUCCUCCUGGAACAAAGUGGCCAGAGAAAAGCACCCAGAACCUCAAAGAUAUAUCCAUUGUCUUCAUUCCCCAACUCUAGAUCAGAAUGGGUUUUACUUUGUGAUUCAGUGGUAAAAUGGAGGGGCUGAAUGAGUGAGGAAGGAGGAUGGGAAUUAAAUGUUUAAAUUCACUUAAUGUCACAACCAGCUCUGCUCAGCUUAUCAACUUCCCAUUUGCCUAUAACAGCAAUAAUUGAAUAAUCAGUGGGUAGGUGGAGGGGGAAGUACAAGUUUUAAAUUCAUAACCUGACCCUGGGUACCGUCUAGAAAUAAGAAUGUACUGAAAGUUAGGAUGCCAGUUUGGGGUACAGUAGUGAUAUGAAGAAGAGGGCUGAAUGCAUAGACAGAGAAAAGGAGAAUCCAAUAACAAGAUCCAAUAACAGAUCCCUUCCAUGGUAGUCAUUCGGAGCACAUUGGCUUAGCUAGUUGGUAUGGUGAACGGGCACCAUGCUAACAGAUUUGGAGACUGAAUCCUAAUCCCAUCACCAACACUUAGCAGGUAUAUGAUCAUGGGCAAUUCAUUCAAUUGCCUGCCAAUUAUAGACUAUCUAGGGGAAAGAGCACUGGAGCUGGAGUCGAGAAUCUGGACACUUGGCUCCAUGCUUGCUUAGCUGGCUGACUUUGGGCAAGCCACUCGGUCUCUUCAGCUCAAGGUUCCUCAGCUAUAAAAUGGGAAUAAUAUCUUCACUAACUACCUCACAGAGUUAUGAUGAGAAUAUACUCAAGAUAAUUGGUUGAAAACACAGUAUAAACUGGAAAGCGCUAUACAAAAGUAGGAGAUCAUUUUUUUAUUGUCGGCUCACUCAUGUUUCCGUGGCCUCCUGAACCUGUGUUAUUCUGAUCGACACUGACACCUUCCAUGUCUUGUGCAGUAUGGGAAAUAAGCAUGGGUAGGACACAGAGGACUGGAACCCUUUCACCCUUGGCAUAGAGGAAGCAGAGGUGGUUGAUGGGGGCGGUGGCCAUUAUGAACCAGUGAUGGAUAUGGUAGGGUAUUUUCCUGGGUCACUUGGAUAGUAGCUUUGGAAAUGGUGAGAAUCCUUGCACAGGGGAAAGCUAACAGUGAUUAAGAAUUGAGUGGGGGGGUUGAGGCACUAUUGCCCUUCUGACCCGGCUUGGGGGCAGAAGGCUUGACUGCAGGCCUUGGAGCAAAGACUGUCCUUGGAGUUCGGAGAGUUUUCAUACAUAGCAGCUGCGUAACAAGCACUAAUGCUGACCGUGAAGGGGACGGUGUGGCCCUGUUGCAAGUUGAGCUCUUUGCAGGUGGCAGUUGCCUUGUUAUCACCAGCAACCAUAGCCCUGGUCGGUGUUAUUUCUGCUCAGAAAGGUACGGGGCACGGCUUCCCAGGACCUUGAUAGCACUCGGAGGCCGGGACGAUGUCUCAUCAAUCUGUAUCUUCAAUACCAUCUAGUAAGGUGCCUUACACACAAAACAGGGUGCUUAAUAAAUGUUGCUUGAAUUUAGUCGUCCUCCAGCCUCACAAGGGUUGUGCUCCAUGUACCACCGUGUGAUAUUUUUGGAAAACAGUUCUGAUUUGGAUGCCAGCUGUAUGUGACUUGGGACAAGUCUCUCCAGCGAUCUUGUCUUCAUUUCAUCCGUUAAGUGAAGAAGGGGAGUGGGUCAACAGCUCUCUGAGAUCCCUGCCAGCUUGAGAAUUGACCACCCUGUGAUUCUCAGUUGUUUCCAAGGCCAUGGCCACGGUGAGGAGUGCCUCCAACGCAGCUGGUUUCUCUCCAGGAGGCUUUGUUCACGGGGAGGAGACCAAUGUGCAUUAGCCGUUGCUAUCUUCAGAAUAGUUCUGUGUGAGCAGCCUUUUCAGAAAAGAUAUUUUAGAAUGCAUCUUUCUCCUCACAAUCAGUGGGGAAGGAAAGGAAAACAUGCAGAAAUAGCAAAAACAUCCCUGUAGGCAGCAUGAUUUUGUAGGCUUCUAUUUAACAUGUGUGUGUGUCUGUUUCUGAAUUCAUAUUGUCUGCGUAAUGGAAGCCAGUCAGAAGUGCACUGUGCAACUGACAGAGGUUGGCCCAGAGCCAAAGCUUCUGAUGGCUAACCUAACUGUGGAUAAGUAGGAACUGGCCAGAUGGAGAAAUGAGAGGGCUAGGAAACGUGCUUUUGGAGGAAAUUUUAUUUUAGCACCAAAUGUUGCCAGUGACAAUCUUUAGUUGGAAGAAAUUGUUCUGAGCUAACAUUCUUAUCUCUGCCACUGUUUUUUUAAAGACCUAUAUACAUGGAAUAAUAUUCAUAUUUUAAUUUAACCUUUAUCUUAAUUCUGUUCCAUUUAUUCAAAGAAAAUAAAUAAGCGGCAUUUUUCAUUGUAUUUAAAAUUGUAAAAUAACUUGCAUGCCAGCAAUCUGUAAUAUCUUACCAGUUCAGAUGCCUGUAAUGUGUGACUUAAUGUAUACCUGUAUUGUUUUAAACAGAACAAAGGAAAUAAUGCUUUUGUAAACUAUUUAAAUUUAAAUUGGCAACAUUUAUUUGGCUAAGCAGUUAUUGAAAUGUCCACAUGGUUUGCUUUUUCAUUUGAAACUUGUGAUCAAAGCUAGAUAAUGUAUUGGGUUCAUUAGGGAAUUAAUGACUAAUUUGCCUUUUAAAUGUGAAGUUGAACAUUGUGUGCAAAGUAAAUGUGUGAUACAGCAAAAUGUAUGAAGUAUGAAAUAUUUCACCCUGAUUAUUAAUAAGGAUCCCAACUGCCCCAAAUACAUGCAAUUUUUGAAACUUUGGAAUUAUCUGCCUGACCUAAUGCUAAGGUAAAAUGUAAACAGUUUUAAUUAAUCAGGUUCUUUCUGCUUUCAAAGUUAAAAUGUAUUCAUUUAUAUCUGGAAUGAUGCUUCCAAAUGAAAAUGUAGAAAGCACUGGGAAUGAAUAAACUUUCCUUUCAAAGUGA
Molecule: messenger RNA, 8982 nt
Organism: Oryctolagus cuniculus (rabbit)
Lineage: Eukaryota; Metazoa; Chordata; Mammalia; Lagomorpha; Leporidae
Gene: TMOD2
Product: tropomodulin 2
Biological process (GO): myofibril assembly; actin filament organization; pointed-end actin filament capping
Cellular component (GO): cytoskeleton; striated muscle thin filament; myofibril
Molecular function (GO): tropomyosin binding
Source: RefSeq, a predicted model, not a curated record